UACGACCCCACGAUAGAGGAUUUCUACAGGAAGGAGAUCGAGGUGGACUCCUCUCCGUCCGUCCUGGAGAUCCUGGACACGGCGGGGACCGAGCAGUUCGCCUCCAUGCGAGACCUCUACAUCAAAAACGGUCAGGGUUUCAUCCUGGUCUACAGCCUGGUGAACCAGCAGAGCUUCCAGGACAUCAAACCGAUGCGGGAUCAGAUCAUCCGGGUGAAAAGGUACGAGAGGGUGCCGAUGAUUCUGGUUGGAAACAAAGUGGACCUGGAGGGGGAGAGGGAGGUGUCGUCCGGUGAGGGGAAGGCACUGGCGGACGACUGGAACUGCCCGUUUAUGGAAACUUCAGCCAAAAAUAAAACCUCGGUGGACGAACUGUUUGCAGAGAUAGUCCGACAGAUGAACUAUGCCUCAACACCAAAUGGCGACGACCAGUGCUGCUCGUCUUGUGUCAUUCUUUAAGGAAAAAGGACAACCAUAAAGUUUUAUUCUUUGCUCGGUUUUAAGUUUGCAAUGUGUGUUGCAGCAAGUGUGUACUGUUGAGCUCUUCUUCGUGUCUCACCCUGGCCUUGGAGGAGUAUACAGGGAGGAAUGCUGCAGGGGGACGAGAGGAGGAGGGGAGCAACAGAGACAGAGGGAGGGGUCCACUCUUCAGGAAUUCUGCUGGGUUGGAGUAUCUUUGCUGCACGAUCGGUGUCCACCGUUGAUGUCAACACAGUGUCAGAUCCAGAGAUUCAGCAACACUCUUCCCCCCCACCCUCCUCCCUCCCCACCCCCUUCACCAGUUCCAACUGUGCUCACACCUGGAGCUAAAACCCCAAUCGAAAAGAUAUGGAGGGCAACACUUAGAGACACUCAUAAAUGGAUAUUUCUGUAUAAGAAGACAGAGAGAUAGAGUAUAUUUUGUUAAAUAACUGCACAGCCAGGGGUGGGUAAAGAUGUGGGUGGUAUGUCUGCCUAACCCCAUUUUGGAGCAAUGCUCCACAACACUCCAAAUCCUAUUUUUCUUUCCAAAGUCAAAAGAAAUUGACACCACUUUUCUGCUGGUGGAGUAAAUAUGACGAGUGCCACUUUUUUUUUUUUUCUCCCUUCAUGUCCUCUUCAGUGCGCGAGAGGACCUUAACUGAAGUGACAUGGGGACGUGACCUGAUCACCCUUGUGUCGAGUGCCUUUCCAAAACGAAUCAGCUGUUCAGAUUUAGUGCCAACCUACAUGUAUCACCAAAAGAAAUCUUCGACAUGGCAAUCCACAAUUUAGUGAACUGUUCUUCUGGAUAAUCUUGUAGGGGUGGAGGCUGAAAAAACAAAGACUACAAGAGGCUUUUUGUUAAUGGAAUGGCGGUUUCUGUAUGUUUUACGUUGGCCUUUUGAAGUCUAAGGUGUUCAUUUUUGCAAUGUCUGCUUAGUCUGGCCAAACCUAUAUCUUGAAAUGCACAGGUACUGGAAUCCCCUUAGACGUGAUAACAACACCAAACGCUUACCUUCCAGACCACUUAAAUCAAAUUCUGUUUGUUCUGUUUAUUUUGUUGUUUUUAACAGGAAAUGUGAUGAUGUACCGUUGACAAAUCUAACCUGAUUGUAAGUUUAAUUUCAGAUCAGCCUUUUAACAGUGGGCUGUCUGUUUUAAAAACAAGACUUUUAAUACAAAUGGCAUUUUUUUAAAAAAGAA
This is a messenger RNA of Morone saxatilis (striped sea-bass), 1665 nucleotides long. Its product is annotated as ras-related protein Rap-2b. Gene Ontology annotation, molecular function: GTPase activity; GTP binding; GDP binding. Gene Ontology annotation, biological process: Rap protein signal transduction; negative regulation of cell migration. The record is from RefSeq and is a predicted model, not a curated record. Gene Ontology annotation, cellular component: plasma membrane. NCBI's taxonomy places the organism in Eukaryota, Metazoa, Chordata, Actinopteri, Moronidae.